AUGUCGGAUAGUCGGGCCCAGACCGGUGUCCGGAGCCUGCUGGCCCGUUUUGAGAACAACAAUAAUAACAACUCAUCAACCUCUCCCCCCUCGAGAGGCCGCUCACCAAUCGACACCGACCUCUCCGGCUCCGUCCGCCCUCUCUCCAAGGUCAGAGCAAACUUCGUAGCCGUCGAACGCACUGGACGGCCUGGAUCUGCUCCUAUGUGGGGGUUGAGAAAGACUUCGGAUGUGGAUAUCAACACUACCAAUCAUAUCAAUAACACCAAUAAUUCGCCUGGGAAACUCGAAAGAACCACGAAAGCCGGUGUCGAAGAACUGGGCAGCCCAAUGGAGAUGUCGUCGGGCGAUAGCGUGGAUAAGGGAAUUAUGAGCAAUUCUUUGGCUUUCUCGGCUCCAGAUAAUAAUAAUAUUAAUAAUAACAUUGUCAGCAUUGAAGAUGGGGUUAUCAAUCGACCUUGGGCUGCUAAGCUACCCUCUAAAUUUACAGAUUCCCCUCCACCGAAAAUACAUCCUACUUCAGCAGAUAUUUUGGUGACCGCUACUUCUGCGACGGAAGGGAAACCGGAACCGGGCAAAAACGCAUCGAAGGGUGACUCACAAGUGGAUAAGCCUCAGGGAGUGGAUACGGCGCUAUUGGCUGCUUCUCGUUUGAAUGGGAAUCCCCGAAGCAAAGAUUCACCCAAGAAGACCCGUAUUUCGACGAAUCCAUCCGCACGUCCUCCAAAUAUUGUCAUUGAAAAUGAUGUCAAUAAGGCAGCGGCCAAGAAGUCGUCGCCAAACGAGCUGAAAUCGCCUUUCCCUCGAUCACCAAGGACACCAACGACAACUACAUCACACACUAACGCCAAACCUACACCUCGUAGCACAUCAGCCAAAGGGUCAGACAACCUUCACACAGCAGCGAAACAACCUAAUCGAGCAGCGGCGGGGAAACCCACAUCAAACCCCAAAUCAACCAUUUCUGCUAGGGAAAAGGCAAUAAAACCCUCUACCGAGAACCCUCCCAGUGACUCUAGAUCCCGUACAAGAUCUCCAACACGCCCCGUCCGUCUUCCAAAUUCAGUGAUCGCACCAACCGCAUCUUCUGCAGCGAAACUAAACCCAGAUGGCCGCCCAGCCAGCCAAGCGGACACAAACACAACAAAACUCAACCGCAAAUCAUCCAGUCUAAGAAGCGAUCGAAACUCAAUUUCCUCAAGAGCAACCGCACCAAACGCACCUACAGUGCAGAAACAGCCCUCUCGAGCCUCCUCCUUGGCUCCCCAGCAGAAUACAUCCCACGACAGGCCCCGAUCACGCUUAGGCAACCCCCCCAGCACCACAACCCGUCCGGCUGAUGAGUCGUUCUUGGCUAGAAUGAUGCGUCCCACUGCAAGUUCUGCAAGCAAGAUGCAUGAGAAGAUUGAAAUCAAGAGUCCACCUCGGGGAUCUGUACCGCCAAAACCACGGAGAAAGAGUGGAGAUAGUGCAAGUAGCCAUACGAGCAUGACCGCGGCGUGUGUGCCGCCCUCUUCGAAGAAGAGAGUUGUCAAAGCUGUGCAGACACUGUCGAAUGGGCAUGUAGAACCGCAUAAGAAGCAGGAGCCAGAUGGCACUCAAGCUGAGGCUGUACCUGCUGCUGCGGCCGCGACUGAGGUUGAGGUUGAGGUUGCGGUUCAGAAGCCUAAGCCUGAACCUGCCGUAGUUAAGCCCGUGCCUGAUACUGUGCCCGAAAUCGCUGCUUCUAAAGCUGAUCUUCCCAUUUCGCCUACUUCUGAGCCUGCUGACUUAGAGCCAUCGGUCAAGGCGGAAGUCGAGCCUGAACCAGGCUUUUCUGAGCCCACUGUUGCUGGUCCUCUCAUCCCUGAGCCCAUCCCGUCCCCUUUGGCAGAGAAAGCAGAAGCUCCCGCGGUCGAAGUGGAUCCCGCAAACAUCCCAUUACCCGAAGCCACCGAAAUUGUUGAUCUAUGA
Paracoccidioides brasiliensis Pb18 is the source of this 1953-nucleotide messenger RNA. RefSeq lists its product as uncharacterized. The record is from RefSeq and is a predicted model, not a curated record. The transcript has a single exon. Bases 1 to 1953 code for a protein of 650 amino acids.